Messenger RNA from Endocarpon pusillum Z07020, 726 nucleotides. RefSeq lists its product as uncharacterized. Gene Ontology annotation, biological process: phospholipid biosynthetic process. Gene Ontology annotation, cellular component: membrane. Gene Ontology annotation, molecular function: phosphotransferase activity, for other substituted phosphate groups. Lineage: Eukaryota; Fungi; Ascomycota; Eurotiomycetes; Verrucariales; Verrucariaceae. The transcript has 6 exons. The record is from RefSeq and is a predicted model, not a curated record. Bases 1 to 726 code for a protein of 241 amino acids.
AUGUCUCGCAGAUCAGGCGUAACCAGCGUCGGUACCCAAAAUGAUUCUUCGAGACCCGACCAGGCCCAGGAGAAGCAGAAAAUGCUUCUCGCCGCAGAUACAGGCCACUUCAGUAUGAUGAAAGCCCUGCAUCUUGCGGACCUGAUCACCGAGAUGAAUGGUUUUUGUGGCUUCAUGUCUCUUCUAUCCUCGAUGAGGUACCUCCUCAGCGACCAAAACGAUCACACCAAUUUGUGGCUUGCACUAGGGUUCAUGCCGUUCGGCCUGUUCUUCGACUUCUUCGAUGGCAAGGUUGCGAGAUGGAGACAUAAAUCAUCAUUAAUGGGCCAGGAGUUGGAUUCGCUAGCAGAUCUCGUUUCUUUCGGCGUCUCCCCUGCAGCGGUCGCCUUCGCAAUGGGGUUUCGAACACCCCUCGACCAGGUCAUACUCUCGUUCUACGUGCUGUGCGGCUUAACGCGCCUGGCCAGGUUCAAUGUCACCGUCGCGGUUCUCCCUAAGGACCACACCGGAAAAUCUAAAUACUUCGAAGGUAUACCUAUACCCUUUGCGUGCCUCACGAUUGCUUCGAUGCUGGCGGUCAAUGUCUCGCAAGGCUGGAUUCUUGACAGCAUACCGCUUGGAGUUGCUCUGAAGGGUACACCAUUAGAGUUCCACCCGUCUGUUGCAGCCUUUUUGAUGAAUGGAUGCUUGAUGGUCAGCAAGACACUGCACAUACCGAAACCUUGA